AUGCUUACACCUAUCAAAGGUAAAUACAAUGAAUUGACUGAAUUUGAACAGACAGUUGAAAAAUUACAAUAUAGUGAAAUUACUAAAGCAACAAGAAAUAAUGCUAGUUUCUAUAUAAUUGAUUCAAUACCAACAAUUUCUAUUAAAGCAUCAUCAUCUUCUUCACUUUCAUCAUUAUCAAAUAAAACAAUAAAUAAUAAUACUAUUAAAGAUUUAUUAUCAAAAAUAAAUAUUCGUAAAUCAUCAAAAAAAUGUAGUAGUUCAUCAGAUGAUAAUGGCAAAUCAACAAAUGAAAAAUUACCGUCUACUACUAUUUCAACUAAUAAUCGAAAGUAA
Molecule: messenger RNA, 336 nt
Organism: Rotaria sordida
Lineage: Eukaryota; Metazoa; Rotifera; Eurotatoria; Philodinida; Philodinidae
Source: the annotation of a GenBank genome assembly